CCUCCCUCCACCGAGUGUGAGUGGUACUGACACUGAUUCAGGAGUAUUCACGCUUCUACAACUUCAAGAAAACGUAAAAAGGGAAUCUUAGGUUGUUGAUAGGAAGGAAAAGGUAACUAGUGCCACUGCCAGGCGUAGGGGCACCAAGGGCAUAGCAGUGGGCAAUAGAGUUGGGGGCUUUAACUCCUUCAGUACUAGUACGCAUUUCUACCUUGAAUUUUGAGCAUGAUUAGACUUUUUUUUCAUUACCAAAAGGUGUACGGAGGUCAAAAGAUUAAUGGCCUGAGCCUUCACUAUUUAAAUCCCCACAUAAGUAUUUGAAGCGGUAUAAAAUCACCAAAUUGUAAUCAGACAUUAUGAAAAUGGCCUGAGCCUUCACUAUUUAAAUCCCCACAUAAGUAUUUGAAGCGGUAUAAAAUUACCAAAUAGUAAUCAGACAUUAUGAAAACGCGUUAUGGUACUGACGGGGUUAAAGUGUGUUUAUACCGUAUACUAGGAGUGUCAGAUGGAAAUUGAUGUGUUGAGGAAAACUACCAACACAGGAAACUCGUACAUUAUAGAACUCAGAAACAUGGAUAUACAUGUGAAGUUUUCUGAUUUGGAUAGGGAAGACUGUGACAAUAGAAUGGCUUACUGUGGGAGAGCAUGUUACCAGUGAGUGUGUAGAGCCAAGUAGGGUGAAAGAGGAGUACUGUAGUCAUGAAGACUGGGGGAGAUUUUCGGGACCACCUGGUGGACCUCACUGAUGGAGGUGGUAGACCAGGAGAGGCGGCCUCAGAGAAACAACCGCAGCGCAGGAGCACACCAGGACGGAUGAAGUUAGAGAAGUGGCUUCACUCGUCCAUGAAGAUUGAAAUGACAGAUGGCAGAACUCUGGUUGGCUCCUUUGUCUGCACCGACAGAGACAACAACAUCAUCCUGGGUUCUUGCACUGAGCAUCUCAGGCCAGACGAGGAUGGGAGAGAAGAAGAGCCUCGUGUCCUUGGCUUGGCGAUGAUUCCUGGCCGUCACAUUGUGUCAAUCUGUAUAGAUGAAGCCUCUCAGCCUCCAGCACCACCAUCCAGUCUGUACUCAUAACUCUGUACUGCACCACUCAGGCCUUUAUUUAGUGUUGUGGUAAGACUUUGCCAUUGCCUGACAACUACUUACCAGAUCUCAUACCAUUAAGAUAAUUCUCUCUCUCUCUCUCUCUCUCUCUCUCUCUCUCUCUCUCUCUCUCUCUCUCUCUCUCUCUCUCUCUCUCUCUCUCUCUCUCUCUCUCUCUCUCUCUCUCUCUCUCUCUGCAUCACUUUGUACAGUGCAAAGAACCUCUUAUGCUUUCAUGAAUUAAUAGAUCAGACAAGAGAGACCAUAGAUCCCACAUGUACAUCCACUCUACACAAUUACAAGAGCUUUGACACUGGGCCAGUCAGUCAAUUUCUUGCCUAUUUUCAUUAGAGGUGUUUGCAUUUUUGUCCUGGAAUAACUUUUGUUCUGCCCCACCUCUGUGCAGUGUCCCUACCUUACCAUCCUUUGUAAUUGUUUGUAUUCGAUUCACAACAUUUCAUGAUCCCACAAGCCUCCAAGGCUCAUCAGCUGUUGCUCAGAAUGGGAUGCUUUGGAAACUUCUUGGCCAUGCUGAGCUUGCAAGUGAUUGAAGAAGACUCCUUGAAAUUAUGUGAUUUCCUUAACUUCAUAACUGAAUGAUAGAGAAUUAGAGGAUGAGAUUAUGUUCACCUUAUGACAUGGUGUGAAUAUUCAUUCUUUCAGCUUGUCAACUGGAACAUAACUUUGGAUAACUUAGUCAUCAAUAUCAUUAUAAGUUGCUUUGUGUUUACAAUCUGGCUUUGGCUCUGGAACAAAGUGAUAUUUUAAGAUAACUAGCAUUUGAGCACUGUGAUGGUAACAUUUCUCUCUGUCUCUAUAUACUAGAACAGCAGUCCCGUUUAGGGUCACCCAAACAAAGUACCAUGGGUGGAUAUAGAGGGUAGCUACUUGGGUUCAAGCCCCGAAUGUUUUCCCAAGAGCCCAGGAUCUGAUCUGGGAUCUGAGGAAAAGAGUAGUCUGAGUGAAAUGUGUAGUACUUGAGUUUACCAGAGAGGUAGCAUGUGCAGGAAAGCAGCCUAUGUAGCCUGUCUGCAGAGUUGCCAGACUGAUUUUGCUGAUCAUACCAGAUCACAUGAAGAAUCUUCACAAACUUAAAACUACAAAAUUGUAGUUUCGGUAUGCAUGGCAGCAAAAGAAAAAGAAAAAAAAAAACAGCAUCUGCACCCUCAGGGGUAAGUCCCAGAUCACCUAGAAUCCUAGAUUCGCCUCUGCAAAGUACUGUUCAUUCAUAAAUGUACACACACAUUCACACUCUUAGCCCUGUUGGUCUCUAUUUGAAAGGGACAGUCAUGUAUAUAAUGCUACUUUAUCCCAGGAACAUGUAAUUGCCCAUUCCUUUCAUUAUGUGACUCUUUCUUAGCAUAUACCCACUCCAUCUCUAGACCACAACAUAGACAGAGUACUUCCUAAAAGGGUAGUGUGAGCUCACCAUAAGUUCCUCAUAUCUCAUCUUUCUGAGGGCACAGUCAAUCCAGUGUUUCCCAGCUAUUUAGGGCUGCUACCCUGCACAAUUGUAUUGCAAUCACCUCUUUAGGGAUUAAGCACAAUGUACGGUGAUUAAAAGUUAUUUCUUUCCA
Portunus trituberculatus (swimming crab) is the source of this 2663-nucleotide messenger RNA. RefSeq names its product N-alpha-acetyltransferase 38-B, NatC auxiliary subunit-like (gene Sbat). The record is from RefSeq and is a predicted model, not a curated record. Gene Ontology annotation, molecular function: RNA binding. The transcript has 4 exons. Bases 700 to 1077 code for a protein of 125 amino acids. Gene Ontology annotation, cellular component: NatC complex. Lineage: Eukaryota; Metazoa; Arthropoda; Malacostraca; Decapoda; Portunidae.